CUUCACGAGAAACGGAGGAGUGGCAAACUGUUACUCCAUGGAGCUCUCCGCUGUGCUGCUCCUGGCUGGCGCCGCAAUUUGUGCAUCUUUGGGUACCAUAGCUGGGACCCACAGUCUUCACUAUAACCUCACAGUGAGGUCCCAAGGUGGAUCAGUGCAAUCAAGGUCCUUUGCCAAUGGUUAUUGGGACCGUCAGCUCUUCCUUCACUUUGAUAGUGACAAAAAAGAAAGUGCAAAGCCUCAGGGGCCAUGGGCAGAAAAACCUUUGGGAACUGAAAGCUGGGACACAGAGAUCCAGGAGUUGGCAGAGCACAGCAAGAAUCUAAAAGCAACCCUGGCAGAUAUCAAUGCCUGGCAAGAGCAAAAAGGAGGGUCUCAUUUCCUCCAGGAGACUUGGGGCUGCAAGAUUCACAAGGACAACCGCACCAGGGCCUUCUGGAAUUUCUACUACGAUGGGGAGCCCUUCCUCUCCUAUCAUCCAGAGACACACAGCUGGACAGUGGAGCCAUCCUCAGUUCAGAACUUGGCUAUGGAAGUCAAGAAUUCCUGGGAUGCAGAUGGCAUGCAAAGCAAGGAUUACUGGGCCCAAGUGCAGGGAGAGAUUUGUGGAAGACUCAGGAGAUAUCUAGUCUUCUGGAAGGGCUCUUCCUACUCCCCUGGAGCCUCUGCCCAGAGGACCUUGUUGUCCCCAGUAGUGAAUGUGACCUGUGCUGAGGCCCUGGAGGACACCAUCAAUGUGACAUGCUCUGCUCAUGCGGUUUUCCGAGCACUUUGA
Messenger RNA from Marmota flaviventris (yellow-bellied marmot), 775 nucleotides. Lineage: Eukaryota; Metazoa; Chordata; Mammalia; Rodentia; Sciuridae. The record is from RefSeq and is a predicted model, not a curated record.